This is a messenger RNA of Meloidogyne enterolobii, 596 nucleotides long. The record is from the annotation of a GenBank genome assembly. NCBI's taxonomy places the organism in Eukaryota, Metazoa, Nematoda, Chromadorea, Rhabditida, Meloidogynidae.
GCCAUAUUCUUUGGCAGCUCCAGUUAUGGGGGCAAAUUUUCUAAACAGUUUGGAAAUUUAGAUUUUGAUUGUCGUGCCUGGUUGUUUGAAUUAUUUAAUUCAGAAGGAACCUUGUUCAACAAAAAAUUUAAAAGUAGGCAGGUAGAAGUACGAGUAUUAGGCCAAAAAAUGGGGCUAUAUGAAGUACAAGUGGAGAAAACUAGAAUCCCAACUCUAUCCAGAAAAUAAAUUUUCAUUAAAAAUAACCUCUAAUUCUUUUUCAUAAUUUAUCCAAUUCCUUCCCCUAAUUCCACAAAAUAGAGCAAUUAUAUAUUUGUGUGCAUGUGUUAUAGCCGUUGGCCUUUUUUCUCUUUUUGUUGCCGCCUCGUUAUUAUCCCUUUAAAUGCUUGUUAUCGUUCUUAUGUGCCAGGUGGAGAUUGUGGUAGUUAUUGGGAAAGAAGGUCCUUAUCCGGUCUUGUCCACCUUUUCUUUCCUCAUUGACCAUUAGAAAGGAUAAAGGGCGGGGCCAAAGACCGUUAUUUGCCGGUUGGUCUUUCUGGUUUAAAUUAGGUCUUCACUAUAUUUUCACACAAAUUGUUUAUUUAAAACGAUUUUCC